AGCCCAUUUGAGUUGCCUUCCGUGUUCCACUUCGCUUGCCGGCUCCUUCCUCUUCUUUCGUCGCUCUCGCUCUCGGACUCGGACUACGGUUCAGUGAAGCGGCUAGGAAAUUGGCAGUUUGUCAGCGCAAUCUGCAAAUGGCGGAGGCGGAGGCGACGGCGGGGCGACUGAGGCUGUACUCGUACUGGCGCAGCUCGUGCUCCCACCGCGCCCGCAUCGCUCUCAAUCUCAAAGGUGUGGAGUACGAGUACAAGGCGGUGAACCUUCUCAAGGGCGAGCAGUCUGAUCCAGAAUUUGUCAAGCUUAAUCCUAUGAAGUUCGUCCCUGCGUUGGUUGAUGGCGAUUCUGUAAUCGGUGACUCUUACGCGAUAGCAUUGUAUUUGGAGGACAAGUACCCUGAGCCUCCUCUUCUACCUCACGACCUUCAAAAGAAGGCUUUGAAUCACCAGAUUGCAAGCAUUGUAGCUUCUGGUAUUCAACCUCUCCAUAACCUCACAGUGUUGAGGUUCAUUGACCAAAAGGUUGGUGCAGGGGAGAGUGUCUUGUGGACUCAACAACAAAUCGAGAGAGGUUUCACAGCUAUUGAGAGCCUAAUACAACUAAAAGGCUGUGCUGGGAAGUAUGCGACAGGAGAUGAAGUCCAACUGGCAGAUGUAUUCCUUGCACCCCAGAUCUAUGCAGCCAUUGAACGCACUAAAAUUGACAUGUCAAAUUACCCCAUUCUUGCUAGGCUUCACUCGGAGUACAUGGCACACCCUGCAUUUGAAGCAGCGCUCCCUCGCAGGCAACCAGACGCCCCUUCCUCUUCCUAGGAACUGCACGCUGUUUGCUCCGGCGUCCUAGUGUAGUAUUACUGUAAUGUUCCUCUGAAUAUACAGAUUUGGAGUUGUUCCGGUUACUUCUAUCUAUAAGAAUAAGUACAGAUUUUCCUCUGCAAAGUGCAUAUAAUUUUGUGAUUUCAGAGACUAUCAGCAUGAACCGUCGUUCUGGAUC
Molecule: messenger RNA, 993 nt
Organism: Sorghum bicolor (sorghum)
Lineage: Eukaryota; Viridiplantae; Streptophyta; Magnoliopsida; Poales; Poaceae
Product: glutathione S-transferase Z1
Exons: 9
Coding region: 138-812 (224 amino acids)
Biological process (GO): L-phenylalanine catabolic process; glutathione metabolic process
Cellular component (GO): cytoplasm
Molecular function (GO): glutathione transferase activity; maleylacetoacetate isomerase activity
Source: RefSeq, a predicted model, not a curated record